Medioppia subpectinata is the source of this 406-nucleotide messenger RNA. The record is from the annotation of a GenBank genome assembly. NCBI's taxonomy places the organism in Eukaryota, Metazoa, Arthropoda, Arachnida, Sarcoptiformes, Oppiidae.
AUGUUGAUGAAAUUAGCACUAUUGACCAUGGUGGUGUGCGUCGUUCAGGGCAAUACCGUUAACCGAUUGCUGGCCAGUAUUGGCACCGAUGCUAACGAUGCGAACACAUGUCUGUUAACACUGUUCACCGGUCACUGUCAACGGGAAAUCAAGCCCAGCCAACACGAGGCCUACUAUUGUUGCGUAUUGUGGGAUGAGCUAGAUUGUUUCAAAGCCCACUACAAGGCCGAUUGUACUCCAGCUGAUGCCGCAGAGCUCGAGAAAGACUGGGCUACUAUUCAGCUGACAAUCGCCGGUCAGGUUUACAGCGAGCCCUCGUGUACUGCCGAUCACUAUGGCGUCGAUGUGAGCAGGGACGUUUGCAAAGUUACUGUUUAAAUGUAGUAUUGUAAAUAACAAUUUAUAU